UAAGAACAAUGAAACGAUGACUUUACCUGCUCGCAUCGACUCUUUUCAUACACAUAAUUUGUUUUUGGGAUCAUUUUCUGAAAAGAGGAUCAAAAACAAACAAUAAGGAGAAAAUAAAGCAAAGUAAGCAGAUGAAAUUGACUGAAUAUUACUUAUUUUAUUUUAUUUUGUUGGCAUUGUAGUAUAUUAAGAUGAUAAAUAAAUAAAAAUAUGAUGAGGUGAAGUCAUUGUUUCAUUCAUUUUAAUUUUUUUUUUAAGUAAAGUAAGUACUGGUGCAUGAAGCCUGAUAGAAGUUAAUAUAAAUUUAAAAGUACAAAUCCAAACAAAAAAAAUUACAGAAUUAUUUAUGGCAUUAACAGGUGCAAUAUUUAUACAAUACAGAUGCUUAUUUUUUAUAUGUAAUUUAUCUGUAAUUAUAAUUGAAUUCAAUUGAAAUGAUCAUUUCAAUCUUUAUGCAAACAAACCCAGUUCCAAAAACAUAUAAAAACAAUAAUAAUAAAAUAAAAUGAAAAUCAAAUAUUCAUCUAUUUUACUCAUGGAUCUGAGCAGCUUUAAGACCCAGAGCAGAGCGGCUGUCAGCAGCAUUGUGGUGUGUGCGCUGUUCUGUGUGCGGUGUCGGUGUGCGGGUCAGAACAGCUCCGGGUCAUCAUGAGGAGGCCUGAACAGACCGGAGCAGUCUGAGCUCUCCUGUCAGCACGAAGCGAACAUGGCGCGUCUUUAAAGCACAAACUGAGCGUGAAGGAGCCUGAAGAUCAGCCGCACGCACUAGUUACCUGUGAGCCUCACUGACAGGGUAAGGAAGCCCACGAGGGUCAGUUCUUCCACAGCCUGGCCAGGAUGUUGCAGCUGUGUAAAGUCACCAACGCUCUGUUCAUCAGUAACGCCCGCUCAGCCUGCAGCGACGAGCUCAUCCAGCAGGAGGCGGUGACGCUCUGCAUCAACGUGUCCAAGCAGCAGCCGUUUCCCUCCAGCAGCAUCACCAAGCUGCAGAUACCCGUCUACGACGACCCCAACGAGGACCUGUACAGCCACUUUGACCGCUGUGCCGACGCCAUCCAGAAGGAGGCGAACCGCGGCGGACGCAGCGUCGUCUACUGUAAGAACGGACGCAGCCGCUCGGCCACGAUCUGCAUCGCCUACCUGAUGAAGCACCGCAAACUGUCCCUGACAGACGCCUUACAGUCAAGACGGCUCGUCACGUGAUCGACCCGAACCCCGGCUUCAUGUCUCAGCUGCAGAGAUACGAAGAGGAGCUGAAGCGGAGACGAGGAAAGUCCUGAUCCUUCUUACAAAACUCAGAGUCCGCAGCUGAAAACAGAAGCAGUGCUGAAGCUUCUUCACCUCUGUCCUCCUCUUCUGCAGGACUUUACACGCCGUCACUUUAAUUAAGGCUUAGAUGAAUGAAUUAACCUCUAGAUUAUGGCCUGUUUUUAAAAAGAAGUCCCAACAAAUAUGUAUUGAACUUAUUUUAAUGUUAGGAUACUGAAGAUAUCCGAGUGUCUAAAAUGUGACCUGAUAAAAACAAUAUUUAAGGAAAGUUUUUAUUACAAAAACUGAACAAGUGGAGCUGAUGAGAAAAAGUAUAGAAAGUUUUAAAAUCAAGUCAAAUAACAUAAGAAGACAAAUUAACUAUAAAAUUUGAACUAAGCUGAAGUGAAGGUGGAACUGUUACCUCCUAAAUGUACUGAAUAUACACACUACAUGAUGUUCAUCUACAGAAAACGAGGCUCAUUUACUGUACGUAAUCACAAUAACAUUAUUUCUUUUAUAAACCUUUACUUUGUUACAAAACACUUAAAGAAAAAACAGACAGGACAACAUUUGUACCAAGUUUGUGGAAAAUAAAAGAUGAAGACAUCAAAAAGAGCGAAAAUGUGGUUUAUAUCUAAAAGUUCAAAAUAUGAACUAAGAAGUAUAUUUAUUAUCCAAUUAUCAGUUACGAUCUAUCAGGUUGCAGCUCACCGUUGGUUUCACUAUUGAUUACUUUGCAGCCAAUACUUCUAUUUAAAUUAAAAUAAAAUACUUUAAACCAUAAUUGGUAACAAAAUAGUAUAAAAACGGAUUAUUUUUAUGCUUGUCCUCUCAGUGGUUCACUAAUCAUAAGAAAAUCAAAAAGAAUGAUUAUUUUCUGUCUAAACACUCAGUUUUCUUUUCUUGUCCAAGUCUGAGCACACGUGGCUGCAGUCCCACCUUUUACCUCUAGGUGGAAUCACUUACACAGAAAAUAAUGCAGCCCCGUGAACACGUGACGAGUCAGGCUCCUCUUUAAUUUGAUCUGAAACAUUAAAAAAAUCCACAAAGAAGCUCAGGGAUGAUAAUAAACCGUGACGUGAGAUUUCGAUCUUCAUCAGCGUCUCUCUUGUGAACCUGAUUCAAUGAGAACUCACCUGGAUUUAAUUCUGACAGGAUGUAACCUUAGGAGGCUAUCUCACUGAUCCUAGGUCAGUUUCACUGUAGAGCAUGGAUGAUGUUACACUGAGAGUUUCAGUUAAGAUGUGAUAAUAUGGAGCUUUCCAGGUACUUAAGCCUCUCCUGUUAAAACUUGUUAAAUUCACACAAAACCUUUACAUUUAUUAUUUGUAAAAGAAUUAUUUCCCAGGAGGCUCCAAUUUAACUUCACCUGAGAUUUAAUUUGAAUUUAGGUUAACAUAUGCCAACGUGGAAUUGUUCAUUUAAAUAAGUGAAAAGCUGAAAUUUUCCAGAACAGAAAUCUUUAAACUUUUUAUGUUGUCAUAGUAAAGUCAAAGGUUGUUACAAGUUAGAGAUCUGAAAGCUUUUUAGUUUAAAUCACCUUAUAAAACUGAUAAUAAUGUCGAGAUCAAGUAACAGUUUAUAUUAAUAUUCUAUGAAUCAGCCUCUGAAUGAUACACGGGAAAAACAUUUUCCUGGACAUGAACAGGAAAGCAGCAUGUUCCUGGUCUUUUAUAUUUAAUUAAACAAAAAAACAAAAAGAAAGAAAGAAGAUUAAUUAUUAAUCUAAAAAAGCACAAAAUCUUGAAACUGGGCAUAAAAACAAAAGAACACAAACAAAAAUGUUUUGCCUUAAAGAGCCACUGAAUUAUUAAUUGUCAGUUUUUUUAAUGCUCCAUCAAAUGUCUUAAAGCUCUGUAAAUAUACAACAUAUUAAAUACUCAGGUUAAAAUAGUAGAAAAGAAACAAACAUAUUCAAGUACUUAUGUGGGAAACGAUCUGAAUUUGUAACAUUUUGGCAGCUUAUUAAGUCUGAACGAUCUCGUCAUGUAAAACAUGUAAGUCUGUGAAAUUCAGCAGUUUUAUAUGUUAAAUGUGUUCUGUGAGUUUUAAUGCUGCUUCUGGUUAAUAAUCAUCUUUUAAUAAACAAAACAAAAAACCUUGUGAAAAUCUUUGGUGUCUGCAGAGUCUUACUGUUGAUCUCAGGUGUGUCCUCCUUUUGAUGCUGCCAUUAGAAUCUAAAAGCAAUGAUUUUAUUUGCACAGAUAUUAUUUAAACCACCUGUGACCUCAGUAUUUAUUGUAAUGAGUCUAUAAUUAUAAAAGCAAACGGAUGUCUGUGUUAGCUAAAAGGUGUUACCAUAACAGGCGCUUAAAGAAAUAAUCCUGCCCUGCCUCUUUAAGACCAGGCUGCUGUAAACAAUCGUUUGUGAGAAAAUAAAAAUAAAGUUAAAUGUUGAU
Molecule: messenger RNA, 3650 nt
Organism: Haplochromis burtoni (Burton's mouthbrooder)
Lineage: Eukaryota; Metazoa; Chordata; Actinopteri; Cichliformes; Cichlidae
Gene: dusp28
Product: dual specificity phosphatase 28
Exons: 3
Coding region: 838-1203 (121 amino acids)
Biological process (GO): protein dephosphorylation
Cellular component (GO): cytoplasm
Molecular function (GO): MAP kinase tyrosine/serine/threonine phosphatase activity
Source: RefSeq, a predicted model, not a curated record